GAACCCUUGACGCGCGAACGGCGACCGGCGACACGGGCCGGCGUUGGCAAACCUCCCCGGACGAACGAAGAUGAGUGCUAAGCACCGUGCCUUGUAGAAGUAAUGCAGAAAUUUUUUUAAGAAUAAGCAACACAGUAAACAUCUCCCAUUGGAGGUGGUCUUACUUUGCUCGUGCUGAGUCCAUUUUAUUUCAUGCCAAUCAGUUCUUCAGGGUCUUAAAAAAAAAUAAAAAUCCUCGGGGAACUGGCAACAAUUGCUUCAACAAUUUUUAAUUUAAUGUUGAAACCGAAAGUAUGUGGAAAUAUUUUUAAGUCUUUGGAGGCAUCUUUCAGUUUAAUUCAACAUAACCAUGCUUCAGUAAGUCGUUCUAUAGCGAUUCAAGUAUAAAGUUUGUACCUUUGGAUGCAUUGGAUUGUUUUGGAUAUGGAGAAGAGUAUAUACACUUUUCUUACUGUGCACCGUUGGGAGUCACUGAACUUUAUGAAAUAUAGGUUGGCUUCCCUUAGGCCUGUCCAUGGAAGGUUGGCUUUGAGAUUUCUCAAUUGGGUCAUAAAGCAACCCAAUUUGGAGCUCAAUAAUGCUACUUAUAUAAUAUGCACUACUACCCACAUACUUGUUAGAGCUAGAAUGUACAGUUUUGCCAAAACAACUUUGAAGCAUUUGUUGCAACUGCCCAUUGGAUUGAACUCUGUUUUUAUUGAACUCUGUUUUUAGUGCCUUGAUGGAGACUUACCGCAUUUGCAACUCAAACCCGGCUGUUUUUGACCUCCUGAUUAGGGUUUGUUUGAGGGACAGGAUGGUUGGAGAUGCUGUGCAGACUUUCUACUUGAUGGGGUUCCGGGGACUGAAGCCGUCUGUAUAUACGUGUAACAUGGUAUUAGGUUCCCUUGUGAAGGAGCAGAAAGUUGAGCUGUUUUGGUCUUUUUUCAAAGGAAUGCUUGCCAAGGGGAUUUGUCCUAAUGUUGCUACAUUCAACAUGAUGUUAAAUGCUUUGUGUGAACAAGGGAAGUUUAAAAAUGCUGGCAUUCUCUUGAGGAAAAUGGAAGAAAGUGGUGUUUAUCCAACGACGGUCACUUACAAUACUUUGCUUAAUUGGUAUUGCAAGAAAGGAAGGUACAAAACAGCGUCUGAGCUGAUUGAAUGCAUGGCAUCUAAGGGAAUUGCGGCAGAUGUUUGUACAUAUAAUGUGUUGAUAGAUAAUUUGUGCAGGGAAAUCAGGAGUGCAAAAGGUUAUUUAUUGUUGAAAAGGAUGAGAAGGAAUAUGGUGUAUCCUAAUGAGGUAACUUAUAAUACUCUUAUUAAUGGGUUUGUUAAGGAGGGGAAGAUUGAAGUUGCUGCAAAAGUUUUUGAAGAGAUGUCAUUAUUUAAUUUGUUACCCAACAAUAUCACUUACAAUACUUUGAUUGCUGGGCAUUGUUGUACAGGAAACAUUGGGGAGGCAUUGAGACUAAUGGAUGUUAUGGUAUCAUAUGGUUUGAAACCUAAUGAAGUGACAUAUGGGGCUCUUUUAAAUGGGUUAUCCAAGCAUUCUGAGUUUGGACUGGUUUCCAGAAUUCUUGAGAGAAUGAGAAUGGAUGGGGUGAGAGUUGGCCAUAUUAUUUAUACAGGAAUGAUUGAUGGGUUGUGUAAGAAUGGAAUGCUUGAAGAAGCUGUGAAGUUGCUAGAUGAUAUGUUAAAAGUUUCUGUGAAUCCUGAUGUUGUUACAUUUUCAGUGCUCAUAAAUGGAUUUUUCAAGGUGGGGAAGAUAAAUAAUGCGAAGGAGAUUAUGUGUAAGAUGUAUAAGACUGGACUUGUGCCAAAUAGCAUUUUGUAUUCAACUUUAAUCUACAAUUAUUGCAAAAUGGGAUACUUAAAAGAGGCAUUAAAUGCUUAUGCAAUUAUGAAUCGUAGUGGUCAUGUGGCUGGUCACUUUACAUGUAAUGUGUUGGUUGCCACUUUCUGUAGAUGCAGGAGACUUGAAGAGGCCAAGUAUGUUAUGGAUCACAUGAGCCGGAUGGGUCUUGAUCCAAAUUCUGUUACUUUUGAUUGCAUUAUAAAUAGUUAUGGAAAUUUUGGUGAUGCACUCAAAGCAUUUUCUAUGUUUGAUAAAAUGAAAAGUUCAGGCCACUUCCCAAGUCAAUUCACGAAUGGGGGUCUAUUGAAAGGACUUUGCAUCAGUGGACAUAUUAAUGAAGCCCGGAGAUUUUUGUAUAGACUUCGAAGCAUUCCUAAUGUUGUUGACAAUGUUAUCUUUAACACAAUACGCACUUAUACAUGUAGAUUGGGAAAUUUAUGUGAUGCAGUUAUUAAUGAGAUGGUCACAAAUGAUUUUCUGCCUGACAAUUUUACAUACACUAAUCUUAUUGCGGGGCUAUGCAAGAAGGGUAAAAUAGUUGCUGCACUCCUUUUGUCAGCGAAGGCCAUUGAAAAAGGAUUAUUAUCUCCAAAUUUUGCCAUGUACACUAGUUUAGUUGAUGGUCUUCUCAAGAAUGGACAUUCAAGAGCAGCUUUUUAUAUUUUUGAAGAAAUGCUGAACAAAGGUGUGGACCCUGUUACUGUAGCAUUCAAUGUGUUUAUAGAUCAAUACUCUAGGAAAGGGAAAAUUUUGAAGGUCAAUGACAUUCUUUCAACAAUGAAGAGUAGAAAUUUAAGCUUUAAUUUGGCUACUUACAACAUCCUGUUACAUGGAUAUGCAAAGAGGCAUGCCAUGGCAAGAUGUUUUAUGCUGUUCAAAGACAUGAUCAGGCAUGGUUUUGUGCCAGAUAAGAUUUCAUGGCACGCUCUUAUUCUUGGGUAUUGCGAGUCCAAGUCAUUUGAUGUUGCUGUCAAAUUUUAAGAUGGAUAACAUUGGAAGGUUUUGAUGGAGUCUCUCCUUCUAUGGUUGAUGAU
Messenger RNA from Cajanus cajan (pigeon pea), 2868 nucleotides. The record is from RefSeq and is a predicted model, not a curated record. NCBI's taxonomy places the organism in Eukaryota, Viridiplantae, Streptophyta, Magnoliopsida, Fabales, Fabaceae.